UCUAGGCCUCUUUAUGGUACCAAACAGUCGGAUCUUCUUUUUCGUCACAGGGAAUAGGUAAAAUUGGCUCAAAUAGUUCAUUCUGCACAAUGGCAGAUGACGAUGGCUAAGAGCUAGAUCUAUUAAGGUAACUCUAUUGGCUUCCAAGAUGCACAUGAUUUGUUUAGAAAAUAUGAUCAUGUGCAUAGUAUUAAUGAUGCUAUGGUUUGUAGACCCUAUUAUUGAUGAUCAUACUCGUGUUACAUGAGUAUUUUUAAUCAAAGAAAAAUCUGAAGUUGAGAAAAUAUUUAGAACAUUUUAUGCUAUGGUCCAAACUCAAUUCAAUACCAAAAUUAAAAUGGUAAGAAGUGAUAAUGGCCGUGAAUAUUUUUCUCAAACUUUAAACAAUUUUUUUACUGAAAAAGGCAUUAUUCAUCAAAGCUCUUGUGUCAAUACACCUGCUCAAAAUGGAAUUGCAGAAAGGAAAAAUAGACAUUUGCUUGAAGUCACUCGUGCAAUCAUGUUUUCAACAAACAUACCAAAAUAUUUGUGGGGAGAAGCAGUGUUACAUGCAACUUAUUUAAUUAAUCGCAUGCCAUCCAAAACUUUAGGAUUUAAAAGUCCUAUUAGUUCACUACAACACUUCUUUCCUACAAAUAGAUUGGUAAACACCCUUCCUUUAAAAGUUUUUGGUUGCACAGUGUUUAUCAAAAAUCCAGAUAGAUCUGCAAGUAAGUUUGAUCCUAGAGGAAAAAAUGUGUUUUUCUAGGUGUUUCUGCCACUCAAAAAGGGUAUAAAUGUUUUGAUCCUACAACCAAAACAAUGGUUGUUACUAUGGAUAUUUUUUUAUGGAAGAAAUUAAGUGAAGAUGUUCCAAUAAUGCCACAUAUCCAUGAAAAUCUUAAUUUUCUUGAUAUUAAUCUGGAUGAUCAUUUCUUUAGAAAUAUCAGUACACCUGAAAAUGAUCAAGGAAUAAAAAAUAAUGAAGUAAAUCCAACUGAACCAAUUGAAAAGGAUCAACAGACAAGUCAGUUCUUUGAAAAAACUUAUGAGAGAAGGGUUAGAAAUCAAAGAAUAGAGGAAGUCCAAGAACCUACAACUGUCCAUGAUUCUGCCUCAAUGUCAGGAAGUGAAAAAGGUAAUACUUCUAGCAACUUUGACCUUCCUAUUGCUCUCAGAAAAGAGAGAAGAAUAUGUGUUAAAUACCCCAUCUCAAACUAUGUUUCUUAUUCUAAAUUGACAUCAGACUUUGCAGCCUUUACCUCCAAUAUCUCUUCUAUUUCUAUUCCUCCAACCAUACAAGAUGCUCUAUCUAAACCUGAGUGGAAGAAAGUUGUUUUGGAGGAGAUGGAGGCUCUUAAAAAGAAUUAGACAUGGAAGCUUGUAGAGUUACCUAAAAAUAAACCUACAGUUGGUUGCAGAUGGAUUUUCACCCCCAAGUUUAAGGCAGAUGGAAGUUUGGAGAGGUAUAAGGCAAGACUAGUUGUCAAGGGGUACACACAGACCUAUGGAAUUGAUUACAAAGAAACUUUUGCACCAGUUGCAAAGUUGAACACUGUAAGAAUUCUUUUAUCUCUUGCUACCAAUUUAGACUGGCCAUUACAACUGGAUGUAAAGAAUGCUUUUUUAAAUGGGAAACUUGAAGAAGAAGUGUACAUGGAACCUCCUCCUGGGUUUGAAAAUAAGUUUGGGUUAAAAGUUUGCACAUUAGAGAAGUCUUUAUAUGGACUUAAACAGUCUCCAAGAGCCUGGUUUGACAGAUUCACAAAGUUCAUAAAGAAGCAAGGAUUUAAUCAAGCUCAAGCUGACCAUACUUUAUUCAUGAAGUUUUCAGGUAAGGGGGAGAUUGCAAUCUUAAUUGUCUAUGUAGAUGAUAUUAUCCUCACAGGAAAUUAUCACACAGAGUGAAAGACAAACUUGCUCAUGAAUAUGAGAUUAAAGACCUAGGAAAUUUAAAAUUUUUCCUAGGAAUGGAGAUAGCUAGAUCAAAGAAGGGUAUUGUUGUCUCACAAAGGAAAUAUGUUUUAGAUCUUCUACAGGAAACUGGAAUGAGUGCCUGCAAACCAGCAGACACUCCCAUUGACCCAAGUCAGAAAUUGGGAGAUAUCAAGGAGGGAAAUCCAGUUGAUAUUCACCAAUAUCAAAGAUUGGUAGGAAAAUUAAUAUAUCUGGCACACACAAGACCAGAUAUUGCAUUUGCAGUAAGCAUGGUAAGUCAGUUUAUGCAUCAUCCUCUCCAAGAACAUCUUGAUGCUACUUACAUGAUUCUGAGAUACCUAAAGAGCUGUCCAGGGAAAGGGUUGUUUUUCAAAAAGGGAAACAAUAGGACAAUUGAAGCUUUUACUGAUGCAGAUUAUGCUGGCUCAAUAUCUGAUAGGAGAUUUACUUCUGGAUACUGCACCUAUGUAUGGGGAAAUCUAGUAACCUGGAGAAGUAAGAAACAAAAUGUGGUUGCUAGAAGUAGUGUAGAAUCAGAAUUCAGAGCUAUGGCUAAUGGAAUAUGUGAGUUACUCUGGAUCAAACGAGUAAUCACAGAACUAAAGAUGGAGAUUGAGCUGCCUAUGAAGUUAUAUUGUGAUAAUAAAGCUGAUAUAAGCAUUGCUCAUAACCAUGUGCUACAUGAUAGAACUAAGCAUAUUGAAGUGGACAGACAUUUCAUUAAGGAGAAGAUUGAAGCUGGAAUCAUUUGCACACCAUUUGUAUCCACUAAAGAUCAAACAGCUGAUAUCUUCACCAAAGGGUUAUUUAGGCCUAUAUUUGAGCUACUUAUAAGCAAGUUGGGAAUGUAUGGUAUAUAUAUUCACCAACUUGAGGGGGAGUGUAGAAAAAUGUUACAUUAUUAGAAACAUGUUACAUUGUUUUUUCUGAUUAGAUUGAUGUACAUAAGUGGGUUGGAUAGACUUAGUUGUUGUAGAUAAGCUCAUAGUUAUCUAGAUCCUGAUUUUUAGGAUCUGUACCAGCUUAUAGUUAUCUGUACAAACUGUAUUUAUACUCUGUCCGAAUGGCUCAUUCAAUCAAGGAAGUUUUAUUCCUAAAACCUUGUGCUGAAUUAGGUAAGGAAAUUCAAUGAGUCUACCGUGGUGGCUGAGAAGAGAAGAAUGAAAAUUUCAAAAGUGAUUAGUAUAUUCAUUAUGGCACUGUGAUUUGGAGUUGAUUGUCUUGUAGGAAUGAUAGGGUUCAAAGGGGUUUGACAGGAGAGCCUCUCCAUUUGAUAAAAAAGCUUCACACAGAGGCUUUCUUUGAUUUACAUGGGAAAGAAUAACACUCAAUCCAAUGCACUUAGAAAAACUACACAUGAUGAUAAAUCUAAAGGUGGUGUGUGAACUCCCAACAUACAUACGAUGAUCUAUGAUGAUGAGGGGACACUGGAAGAAAAUGAAGGGAUGACACCAUGUGAUGAAUGUUGAAUGAUAUUUUCUCAAGAACGCUUCUCUGGAUGAUGAACAUUUUUUUAAUUUGAGCAUAUAUUUUAGUUUUGAUAAACAUGUAGCUUAUUGAAUGUCAUGAUAAUGAGCUACCUAGUUAUUUGCUAGUUACAGAAUCAAUUGAUGUAAUUAACAAAUGUUUUAUAAAUAUAUGUUAGAUUUAAAUGUGGUAUUUAAUAAUUGUUACAUUGGUUAUAUAUUCUAUAUAUUUGUUCCUAGA
This is a messenger RNA of Cuscuta europaea, 3624 nucleotides long. The record is from the annotation of a GenBank genome assembly. Lineage: Eukaryota; Viridiplantae; Streptophyta; Magnoliopsida; Solanales; Convolvulaceae.